Culicoides brevitarsis is the source of this 1536-nucleotide messenger RNA. Lineage: Eukaryota; Metazoa; Arthropoda; Insecta; Diptera; Ceratopogonidae. The record is from the annotation of a RefSeq genome assembly.
UCGAAACAAUGGUUAUUUUCUACUAAUCAUAAAAAUAUUGGUACUUUAUAUUUUAUUUUUGGAAUUUGAUCAGGAUUAAUUGGAACUUCUUUAAGAAUAUUAAUUCGUUUAGAAUUAAGACACCCAGGAGCUUUAAUUGGGAAUGAUCAAAUUUAUAAUGUAAUUGUUACUGCUCAUGCUUUUGUAAUAAUUUUUUUUAUAGUAAUACCUGUGAUAAUUGGUGGGUUUGGAAAUUGAUUAGUUCCUUUAAUAUUAGGAGCUCCUGAUAUAGCUUUUCCUCGGAUAAAUAAUAUAAGAUUUUGAUUAUUACCUCCUUCAAUUACUUUACUUUUAUUAAGAAGUUUAGUGGAAAAUGGGGCGGGAACUGGUUGAACUGUUUAUCCUCCAUUAUCAGCUAAUGUUUCUCAUGCUGGGGCUUCAGUUGAUUUAGCAAUUUUUUCUUUACAUUUAGCAGGGAUUAGUUCAAUUUUAGGAGCUGUAAAUUUUUUAACAACAAUUAUUAAUAUACGACCAGUAGGAAUAUCAUUUGAUCGUGUUCCAUUAUUUGUUUGAUCAGUAUUUAUUACAGCUAUUUUAUUAUUAUUAUCUUUACCAGUAUUAGCGGGAGCAAUUACUAUAUUGUUAACGGAUCGAAAUAUUAAUACUUCUUUUUUUGACCCGGCAGGAGGAGGUGAUCCUAUUUUAUACCAACAUUUAUUUUGAUUUUUUGGUCACCCAGAAGUUUAUAUUUUAAUUUUACCAGGAUUUGGGAUUGUUUCUCAUAUUAUUUGUCAAGAAAGAGGAAAAAAAGAAGCUUUUGGAGUUUUAGGUAUAAUAUAUGCUAUUGCUGCAAUUGGUUUAUUAGGAUUUAUUGUUUGAGCUCAUCAUAUAUUUACUGUUGGGUUAGAUGUAGACACUCGAGCUUAUUUUACUUCAGCUACUAUAAUUAUUGCUGUUCCUACAGGGAUUAAAAUUUUUAGUUGAAUAGCAACAAUAUAUGGAACUCAAUUAAACCUUACUCCUGCUUUGUUAUGAUCUUUAGGGUUUGUAUUUUUAUUUACUGUAGGAGGAUUAACAGGUAUUGUUUUAGCUAAUUCUUCUUUAGAUAUUGUUUUACAUGAUACAUAUUAUGUAGUAGCUCAUUUUCAUUAUGUUUUAUCAAUAGGGGCUGUAUUUGCUAUUAUAGGAGGGUUUGUUCAUUGAUAUCCAUUAUUUACGGGUUUAUCAAUAGAUACAAUGUUAUUAAAAGCUCAAUUUUAUAUUAUAUUUUUGGGAGUAAACUUAACUUUUUUUCCUCAACAUUUUUUAGGUUUAUCAGGAAUACCUCGACGAUAUUCAGAUUAUCCUGAUUCUUAUAUUACAUGAAAUAUAAUUUCUUCUUUAGGAUCUUUAAUUUCAUUUUUAGGAACUUUAAUAUUUUUAUUUAUUAUAUGAAAAAGUUUAGUUUCUAAUCAAUCUGUAUUGUAUUCAGAAAAUUUAAAUUCUUCAAUUGAAUGGUAUCAAAAUCUUCCUCCUUCUGAACAUAGUUUCAUACAAAUACCUUUAUUAAUUAAAUAA